Messenger RNA from Aplosporella prunicola CBS 121167, 962 nucleotides. RefSeq lists its product as uncharacterized. Gene Ontology annotation, molecular function: peroxiredoxin activity. The transcript has 2 exons. NCBI's taxonomy places the organism in Eukaryota, Fungi, Ascomycota, Dothideomycetes, Botryosphaeriales, Aplosporellaceae. The record is from RefSeq and is a predicted model, not a curated record. The coding region runs from base 40 to 786 and encodes 248 amino acids.
CCCGUCCAGCUCUCCUCCUUGGCCCAAGCCCUCCAACAUAUGCGUCUCCCGUACAAGACCGAGUUCAAAGGCGAAGCCGAACAGGCCGUCGUAGAGCGCAUCCAGCAACGCCGAGGCCCAGCCGGCCUGCAACAGCUUGAUCUGACACUUCUGCACUCGGCGCCGCUUGCAGAUGGCUGGAACGCCUUUCUCGGCGCCAUCCGCGAGCGCACCUCGCUGCCGCCCACGCUCCGCGAAAUCGUCAUCUGCCGCGUCGCCGUGCUGAACCGCGCCUGGUACGAGUGGGAGCACCAUGCCCCGCUGCUGCGCGCCGCCGGCGAAAUCAACGAGGAGGCUAUCCAGCAUAUCCUGACUUCCCCGCCCGCGACCCGCUGCAAGUGGGCUAAUGACGCCCGAGGCCAAGCCUUCACCACCCCCAGCGCCGGCAUUUCUUCCCUGAGGGAUCCGGCCUCCCAGGCGCGGAAGAACAUGGAAGAAAUCCCCGCUGUGCAGAUCGAGCCUAUCCGGACCCAGGGCACCGGCAAGCUGCCUGCAAAGUACCUCGCCGUCAUGUCCUACACUGACGCAAUGACGAAUGAUGUCAGCGUGUCAGACAUUGUCUUUGAGCGUCUGCAGGAGUAUUUCAAUGAACAAGAGAUUGUGGAAAUCACCGCGACUAUCGCGGCGUAUAACUGCGUAAGCCGCUUCUUGGUCGCGUUGGAUGUUGGCGAGAAGAAUGCUCAGCAAGGCCCCGCGUAUCCAGGACCGAACGCACCAGGGUCGUCGAUUAUAUCGCAGCUUCAGUGAUGGUCAAAACGGGGUUUCAUGUUUACAGUCGGAGUCUUUCUACAUUUCACGGUCGGGGUUUUAAGUCGCAAGGGGGUUACUGAGCUUAAGGAAAGCAGGAGUGCGGACAUGUACGUAUGGUUGGGGGUACGUUUAUCUGGAACGCCCCUUGGGUUAACCAAUUCCUGUUCAGUUCG